Messenger RNA from Aspergillus tanneri, 1587 nucleotides. RefSeq names its product H(+)-transporting V1 sector ATPase subunit B (gene VMA2). NCBI's taxonomy places the organism in Eukaryota, Fungi, Ascomycota, Eurotiomycetes, Eurotiales, Aspergillaceae. Gene Ontology annotation, biological process: proton transmembrane transport; ATP metabolic process. Gene Ontology annotation, molecular function: ATP binding; proton-transporting ATPase activity, rotational mechanism. Gene Ontology annotation, cellular component: proton-transporting V-type ATPase, V1 domain. The record is from RefSeq and is a predicted model, not a curated record. Bases 1 to 1587 code for a protein of 528 amino acids. The transcript is spliced from 9 exons.
AUGGCAUCUGGAUUUGUCGACCCCAGGAUGACCUCCGUCAAGCCUCGCAUCCGCUACAAUACCAUCGGAGGUAUCAACGGACCGUUGGUCGUUCUGGAUAAUGUUCGUCUGUCCCGAGACCUCCCAGUCCGGAGCUGCAACGGAGGCUCUCAGUUGGUUGUCAAAUUUCCCCGUUACAAUGAAAUCGUGUCCCUGACCCUUCCUGAUGGGACCGAGCGGUCGGGUCAAGUCCUGGAGGCUAGAGGAAAUAAGGCAGUCGUUCAGGUGUUCGAGGGUACUUCGGGUAUCGAUGUCAAAAAGACCAAAGUCGAGUUCAGCGGCCACAGUUUGAAGCUGGGUGUGUCGGAGGACAUGUUGGGUCGUGUUUUCGAUGGCUCUGGUCGCGCAAUUGAUAAGGGCCCAAAGGUCCUGGCGGAGGACUAUCUAGAUAUUAACGGUCAACCAAUUAACCCCUACUCCCGAGUGUAUCCCGAAGAGAUGAUAUCUACCGGUAUCUCUGCUAUCGACACGAUGAACUCCAUUGCUCGAGGCCAGAAGAUCCCCAUCUUCUCCGCUGCCGGUCUUCCUCACAACGAAAUCGCCGCCCAGAUUUGUCGUCAAGCCGGCCUGGUCAACAAACCCACAAAGGACGUACAUGAUGGUCACGAAGAGAACUUCUCGAUUGUUUUCGCUGCUAUGGGUGUGAACAUGGAAACCAGCCGUUUCUUCACGCGUGAUUUUGAGGAGAAUGGCAGUAUGGAACGAGUGACGCUGUUCCUGAACUUGGCAAAUGACCCUACGAUUGAACGUAUCAUUACCCCUCGUCUGGCUCUGACCACCGCCGAAUACUACGCUUACCAGCUGGAAAAGCACGUGCUGGUCAUCAUGACAGACCUAUCGGCUUACUGUGACGCUCUUCGUGAAGUUUCAGCCGCGCGAGAAGAAGUGCCGGGUCGUCGUGGCUACCCCGGUUACAUGUACACUGAUCUGUCGACGAUUUACGAACGAGCCGGACGAGUCGAGGGUCGUAACGGAUCUAUCACCCAGAUUCCCAUUUUGACCAUGCCUAACGAUGAUAUCACCCACCCUAUUCCUGACUUGACAGGCUACAUUACUGAGGGCCAAAUCUUCAUUGACCGUCAGCUGUACAACAAGGGCGUCAACCCGCCAAUUAACGUCCUCCCCUCUCUUUCCCGUCUGAUGAAAUCCGCCAUCGGCGAAGGCCGUACUCGGAAAGAUCACUCUGAUGUGUCCAACCAGUUAUAUGCCAAAUACGCCAUUGGACGAGAUGCCGCCGCCAUGAAGGCUGUCGUCGGUGAGGAGGCCCUGUCCUCGGAAGAUAAGCUGUCUCUCGAAUUCCUGGACAAAUUCGAGCGAUCCUUCAUCAGCCAGUCCGCUUAUGAAUCACGAACCAUCUUCGAAUCUCUGGAUAUCGCCUGGAACCUGCUCCGCAUUUACCCCAAGGACCUGCUCAACCGUAUCCCCAAGCGUAUCCUGGACGAAUUCUAUGCCCGCUCCGCUCGCAAAGUAGCCAACAAGGAUACACGAGACAGCUUCUCUACUCCUGAGCAAGUUCAUUCGCAGGGCGCUGACCUCAUUGAGACCUAG